Molecule: messenger RNA, 1116 nt
Organism: Lepisosteus oculatus (spotted gar)
Lineage: Eukaryota; Metazoa; Chordata; Actinopteri; Semionotiformes; Lepisosteidae
Source: RefSeq, a predicted model, not a curated record
CUGCUGCCAGAGCCUGUGUUCUCCAGAGAGGACAACAUGGGGACUGAAGAAGGGCUGCCAGGAGAAACUUCACAGAAGUUCUAGAAGCUGCUCAAAAUUCGUAAGUAACAGAAUUUUGACAACUGGACAAGGAUAAAGUCUUGAGAAUGUCAGUGCUCUGCAGCUCCUUGCUGGCGAUGAUGUGUCUGAUGUUGACUAAUGGAACUCCUUUGAAGAAAGACGUCCUGGAGGAAGUUAUACAUAACUUCAUGAGUGAGCUUGAGGCAGAGAGGGAGCAGAAGCUGGUGCUCCGGGAGGAGUUCUCCUUCCUGCUGGCGCUCUCCGGUACAGAGUGUCUCGGCGACAUGCCUCCAAUGUACAUCGCCACGUUCUACUGCAGCUUUGGACGGAAAAAGUUAUUUCAUCCAAUAAUAGGCAAGAACCCGUCGCAUUUCUAUGAGCCUUCAAACCUGGUGGCGCUGUUUCCUGUAAAGAGGGGCCGAUGCGCUGAGGCCAGCCUGCUGAGGAAUGAUAUCCCAAACUGGUUCGCCAGCCAGCACGAGGUGAAGUUUAACCGGCUUCAUGGCGAGGGAUGCCUGAUCUUUUUCACCCGGCGCUCCCCAUGCUUGAAAAGCAGCACACUGGACCUUUUAAAUGACCCACCGUUUAGUGAUGAGUGGACAAAGGAAAAGGGUAUCCACAAGUAUUUCGUGUUUACUGCUGAGUUUCCGAACAGUGGAAGCUGUUUGGACAAGAAGGGUGAGCACCAUCAUGGAAAAGGGAGCUUUGUCCAGGAACACCUCUCUGCCUUUUUAAUUCGGAACUGUAAGAGGAUGAGCAAUACAACUUCCUACACGUGCCAAGAUGAGGACUGAGCCAAACGAGUGAUGAGUUCUAUGAGAGAAAGUGACUUGUUUUCACGAAAAGAAGUUUUUGGAUUUCACUAUUGUCUCUUCUAUAACUGCUUAUAAUAUACUGUUGGCUUCCAAUUUGAUACAAUUUGUGCCAGAGGUUCGAUUUUAGCAAAAGAAUAAGACGCGGGUGUGCAUUCAGUAUUUGUUGCAUAAAUACUGUAAGUGAAAACAUAAAAAUCUGCAAGACUGUGAGUAUGAGAUAUUGUAAAAACAAAUCUGUCCA